AUGUAUGUGGAGGAUAUUGGUCUAGAUAUUUUAUUGGUACUUGGAUUGAUACUGCAUAUUGCUGUGUUGUGUAAUGCAGGUGUCACAAGUGGUUUUGUCAGGAAAGCUGCAUGGUCGGUUGAUAUUCCAAAAUCACAUUUUCCUCCGCCUUCUGGCACCAAUGCACCCGAGCAAGUUCACAUUACUCAAGGUGAUCAUGAAGGCAGAGGUAUGAUCAUUUCAUGGGUGACUCCGGUUGAUCGAUACCCUAAUGUGGUGACAUAUUGGGAAGCAGACACUGAACAUGAGCACAACAAACACAAACACUACCAUAAGCACAAGACUCAUUCAACAAUCACCACUUAUAGAUACUACGAUUAUUCUUCUGGUUACAUUCACCAUGCUACUAUCAAACAUUUGAAGUUUGAUACAAAAUACUUCUACGAAGUUGCAUCCCAUAAUGUUACCCGUCGGUUCUCCUUCACAACGCCUCCCAAGCCAGGACCCGAUGUUCCUUACACCUUUGGUGUCAUAGGUGACUUGGGACAAACUGCCGAUUCCAAUCAAACUCUAGAGCAUUAUGUGUCGAACCCAAUAAAAGGCCAAGCUGUGCUAUUUGCUGGUGAUCUUUCAUAUGCUGAUGAUCACCCUAACCAUGACAAUACCAAGUGGGAUACAUUUGGUCGUUUCAUUGAGAAGAGCGUGGCAUACCAACCCUGGAUCUGGAGUGCAGGCAAUCAUGAAAUCGACUUUGCUCCUAAUUUGGGAGAAAGUGUUCCUUUCAAGCCAUAUUUGCACCGUUAUCAUGUACCCUACAAGGCAUCCCAGAGUACUUCCCCACUUUGGUAUUCAAUUAAGCGUGCAUCCACAUAUAUCAUUGUUCUUUCUUCUUACUCAGCCUAUGGGAAAUAUACCCCGCAAUACAAAUGGCUUGAACAAGAGCUCCCAAAGAUUAACAGGUCUGAAACUCCAUGGAUCAUUGUUAUUCUACAUGCUCCAUGGUACAAUAGCAACCACUACCAUUACAUGGAAGGAGAAAGUAUGAGAGUCCAGUUUGAGCCGUGGUUUGUUCAACACAAAGUUGAUAUUGUGUUUGCUGGCCAUGUUCAUUCCUAUGAGCGUUCAGAACGCAUAUCAAAUGUUAAGUACAACAUUACAAAUGGACUGAGUGGACCGGUUAGAGAUAGUUCCGCUCCAGUAUACAUAACAAUCGGUGAUGGUGGAAACAUUGAAGGCAUAGCUGACAAUUUUAUAGAUCAACAACCGAGUUAUUCUGCAUAUCGUGAAGCAAGCUUUGGGCAUGCAAUUCUUGAGAUUAAAAACCGAACUCAUGCUUAUUAUACUUGGCAUCGUAAUCAAGACAACGAACCCGUUAUAGCAGACUCUGCGUGGUUUUUUAAUAGGUUCUGGUAUCCCGAGGAUGAAAGUAGCAUCAAUAACAAGGAAGCUUAG
Molecule: messenger RNA, 1431 nt
Organism: Camellia sinensis
Lineage: Eukaryota; Viridiplantae; Streptophyta; Magnoliopsida; Ericales; Theaceae
Source: RefSeq, a predicted model, not a curated record